Linepithema humile (Argentine ant) is the source of this 5316-nucleotide messenger RNA. NCBI's taxonomy places the organism in Eukaryota, Metazoa, Arthropoda, Insecta, Hymenoptera, Formicidae. The record is from RefSeq and is a predicted model, not a curated record.
GUACUACUGGUACGCAUCUGAUGCGCAUGUGCGAGAACCCGGCCCGUAUCACAACAUUGAAUGCAGUUUGCUUUAGUUCGUAGGCGAGCCAGACGAGCUCCGUUACGUUGGACGCAACGAAGCGGUUGUAGUCACUUCGUUCACGGAACUCGCAUUUUUACAUCGAAGGCCGCCGUCGUCACCGUCGCCGUUGCCGUCAUCGUCGCCGUAGUAGUGGUAGUCGUAGUGGUCGACGCGCGUGAUUCGCACAGAGACGCUUGUGAUCAUGAAGAAUGUGAGAGUGCGUGAAAUCGGCUAGCGUGCGUCGAAACGAGCGUACAAGAGGAGCACGAUGACAAAAAUGGCGAUCGAGAGCGCCAGUUGCACCUCUUCCUCCUGAAUGUCGAUGUGACGUUGAUAGACGCGGAAACGACGAGCGACGUCAAUGAAGCAUCCGCGAGCGGGAUCAUCACGAAGCCGUCUACCGCACCGCACCCGCACUUAAGACGUCCCUCCACCGAGGAAAAAUCCCCGGUGGAAAUCACACGCGUAUAAAUCUCCGUCGUAAUCUAUUCGAGUGCUCGCAUCGCUCAAAAAGCAAUUUCGAUCGCACCAAGAUCCGACGAGUUCUUGGAGGACUUCGGAAAGCCGAGAUUAUCUCCCCGUGAUCUACAUUUUUCUUAAUUGAACGUCGUUCAUGUUUUCCUCGCGCGCGGAACAGUGAGACUGAUCAGUGUGUAAAACCGCGAAAUACACAAUCGAAGCGAAGCGAACGUUCGCUUUCCGGGAAGUUGCGAAUUAGCCGUAUGCAUUGAUCAGCCGGGAUCGUCCGCGAUCGGAGUCAAGGUCGUGUAGAAGAAUUGGGUGCCCGUAGACACGCUACGUAGACCCGCUUGGUUCUCGUUUGUGCCGCAGGUGUUCGACGAUUCGCACGUUACACACAACAGAAUUCAAAGUGCGGUGUCCUGGUGAGAUGGCCUUCAUGAUGAAGAAGAAGAAGUACAAAUUCUCGGUGGAGGUUCACCUCGAGGAACUCACGGCGGUGCCGUUCGUCAGCGCUGUGCUUUUCGCUAAACUGAGGCUUCUCGACGGUGGCUCCUUUGUUGAUCAUUCCACUAGAGAGGAAGUGCAGGAACACACAGUGAGGUGGAACGCAAAGUUCGAGUUUUUAUGCAAGAUGAGCGCCAAUGCAUCCACGGGCGUGCUCGAUCCAUGCAUUUUAAGGAUAUCUGUGAGAAAGGAAUUGAAAGGAGGCAGGUCCUUCCAGAAAUUGGGCUUCACUGAUCUGAAUCUAGCCGAAUUCGCAGGAGCUGGCCUCUGUCGAAGAAGAUGCCUCCUGGAAGGCUACGACGCGCGACAUCGUCAGGAUAACUCCAUGCUGCGUGUAGCCAUAAAAAUGAACAUGCUCUCCGGAGAUAUUCUGUUUAAAGUCCCUUCGCCAUCAUUGAAGCAAACGCAGUUGGCAGUGCCCGGAGUUCAAGGUGUACCUGGUGUUACUGGCGAUGAAGUGACGGCUUCCGAGAGAUGCACUAAUCGGGAGGAUUAUGUGUCCACGGGUUCGUUGGCGGGAAGUAUAGCUAGCGCCAGCAGUGGCUUCGGCAGUCUUCCUAAAAAGAGGCCCGCACUUUUUACCUCCGAACUUCUCAGCGGAACGGAAACGUACGACCCGAUGACCCUCAGUGAAAUUGUACCCUCAACAGUUCCGGUGGAAGCUCUAGUAGAAGCGCACACGGAGUCGGGUCACUCGCGCAAUAGUAGCAACACCAGUCAACUUAGUAAAGGGUCUGGCUACGGUUCCUUGAAUUCACACAGUCAGCACAGCAGGCAGAGUAGUAGUGGUGACAGUGGUCACAUUAGCCUCAAGCGAUCUCUUCAUUCCCAGUCUCUCGAUCGUAACUGCGAGACUCUGGACUCUCUGUCUUUUUUUUAUCUUAUGUCACCCUCUUGGCCGGUAUGGGCACCGCGAAUUCCCAACACCUCCCAGAAUCUGUCCGCACAACCGAUCGUCUGUCGACUCGACACCAAUGUCGAACCUUCGCACCCGUCUUCCUUGUCGCACAUGGCUUCCAGAACGCGGUUCUGGUCGACCUCGAGCCCUCUCUCCUCGCGUAGCGCUCCGGUAGACGCGAAAGACGCGACGGCGACCGGCGCCAUCGCGUCUGCCGCGAAGAACGUUUAUCCAGUCGGAAAACAGCAGCCGCUUCGCGCGAUUGGGAACGGUUUUUUGAACGACAACAAUUUGCGACUGAACGAUCGCCGCGACGACGAGAAGACGGACGCUUUGAUGGCGCCCGGUGUCUUCAGAGUGCCCGACGUGCCGCGACACGCGCGCAAGAAUUACGACGGGAACAGCUUCGAGGCGCGUAACGAGCGUAACGCGACGAUGAGCUCGAUCGGCAACGAGAGUAACGGACAGCAGGGCGGUAUCUUCCCGAUCGCGAAACCGAGAAUCAGCGCCGCGGGCUGGCGCAGCAUGUCGAAGACCUGCGAUUGCAUCGAGAAGGGCAAAACGAGUCCGGUGUUGCGAUUAGUCGAUCAGGCCAGAGCCGUGUCCUCUCCCGAUCCUCUCCACAGGCCCGACAAUCAAAGAGCCCCGCUACGUCCCACAACGACAGCUCAGGUCCGCAGAAAUCCUUCCGGCGGUUCGGGUCUCAGUGAAACUGGAUCUCUGGACCGUGCUAAAGCCGCGUUGGAGCGCAGGAAAAAAGCAGAAGACGGUACCGGUAAUUCUAUCCUCUGCAGAGUUGAAGUCACCAGGCCGAAUCCUGAUUCUCUUAUCGACGAGCUACUUAAGGCAACGAAUUUGGAGCAGACGGAUCUUGAAAGUUCCGAGACAACUGGUCUUCAACUCUUUAUCGCGAAAGACGGUACGACCGCGCUUGGCAGUCACGAGGUAAAGAGCCAAAUGCCCGCCGGAGUAUUCAAGCAGGUGGUGAUGGAGGAGAAUAACAGGUAACACGAAGCCAUCACUACGAGACGGCAGUACUCAAGACAGACUAGCGCCGCAUUCUCGUUGGCCCUGGUGCCAGAGCUCGUCUACGAGGCAUACGNNCCGCGGUAGUCACAAGGUAGAACGACGACGUUGGACGAGGGAAAUUGUCGACUCGGAGAGGAGCAGCCAAACGCGACGCGAGCUCGCGCUCGCAUUCGCAUUAGAUUGUUUUAGAUUAUGGCUCAUUUCCAUGCAAAACACGCGCCUCGACAGUCAAAACUGAUAUCCAUCGAAACAGAAAUGCUCGAGUUGAUUAUUUCACGCGAAAUCCAUUGUACGGAUUCGCAAAAGAGGCUAAAUUGUCUCAUAAGUGCACAUUCCGCGUAACAUGAUUACUUGAACAGUCUGUGUGCGGCUUACGAGAUUGUUAUGUACAGUGUUUUAAUGCUCAGCCGGCUCAAAGCGAUAUCUAUAGAGUUUCGGGUUCCGCGUUUUCCAGAAUCCCGCGCAACAAACGCAAUCUGCACACAACGCUGCCGUAUGAUUACGAUCUACGACGUAUGAUUUAUAAUGUAUAAAUCGCGCGCGCGUAGAGAAAUUAAAGGCAAUACCGUCGUCCAGAUAAUCGUCGUUCAUCAAGAGUGACGUCGAGCAAACAGAGGUGCAUGUUUUUGAAGUAAUUCAGAGACAAGUAUACAUAUUUUCUUCCUUGUAAACGAAGCACAAUGAUCCUCGUCAAGCAUGCUUCGCUUGAGAGGAGCGUUAGUCAAUCAAGUUUAACCGUGAAAGAGUACAGAACGAAGGCAGAAAUAAUGGAAAACGAAACACGGUCAAGGUCCGACGAAACUUCACGAUGGGGAAUAACACAGUGAAACUUUUAGCGCCAACUUUAUUUAUCUACUUAUAACGAUACUAUGAUCAUACCAUGUGUAACGUGCGUACUGUAAAGCGAACCAAGAUAAGCAUUAAAGGGAAUAUCAGAUUGAAGUAUUAUGAUUUCGUUUUUUUACAUUAUAAAAGUACUUCUCACGACAUUUCUGAUAAUAUCAGCUGAGCAUAGAAUGUUGGCGAAUCACGUUCUGUCGAUAUUUUGCUUUCGAAUUGUACUUUUACGAUUUUUGCGUAUUAACAAUGUAUCUCUGCUUUAUAAUAUGGCAUAUACUUUUUUACCGUUCAUGAUUAUUUUCUGUUAUUCUCUAUCACUGUUUGCGAGAUCUUUGUAUGUAAUUAAUUUAAGGAUGUGUUUAAAAUAAAACGCUGGAAUAUGAAUCAAACGAGCUGGAAUAAAUGAAUCGGGCAGUUAAAGAAUAAUAUAGGUCUAUAAUUUUUUCAAUAUUGAACUAUAUUCAUGGAAUUACAAAAAUGUAAAAAUAUAAUAUACAAUAUGCAAAUAUAUAUAUAUUUCCUUUUCUAAAUAUAAUUCUAUUUGAAAAACAAUAUUUUUGCUUUAAAAAUAAUAGUUUUGAUACUUUCUGAACAACUUUAAUUAUUAGACUUUAGUAUUUCUAAACUAGCCGAUUCGCUCUAUUUUUUUUUUAUGAAAAUAAACGUUAAGACAUUUUUAGUGUAAUAUAUAUAUUUUAUGACUGAAUAAUUUAUGUACUGAAUUAUUUUAUUCUCGAGCUCUCGACAAAGAGUGAUCUUUUCGUUUCGUCGAACCUUUUCCAAGACCCGGUGAACUUUUGAAUUCGCGUGACUGGUUAAUCGAUAGUAAUCUGUAUAUAUGGCUGUAGUAACUGUUGCGUAGCUAAAAUCGCUGGUGUUGUAUACAUACAUUUUCCCCGUACAGGAAUAAUCUGUAAUUGCUAGUGUACAUUGUGCUGAUGUAUUAAAAGUAUGCGAACGCGCGCGGGUUGUGUGUGUGUGCGUGUGUGUGUGUAUGUAUGUGUGUGUGAUGCGAGCGCGUGUACAUUCCUUUUCGAGGAUUCUUCAGAUGCCUGGGGAACAAAAAAAAGAGGAUCAAUGUGUGCGCUUAGGUGUGCCUGUAUUGUCGCAGAGUAAUGAGUACUUCCAGCGCCCACGGGGUCCGCUUCGAAAAUUAGUCUGAGCGUUUCGGCCCUCGCGGCUUGUAGGAAAAAAAGUGUGAAGUCGUGUGCACAAACGCUUCUUCUCUGAAGCAACUUGCGGAGUCGGUUUCUCGUAUCGAACCUGGGUGGCGUCUGAGGUAGCGAGCAGCCCUCUCUCGAUAAUUUUCUAAGUAUUUCCCGCCGCUUUCAAUAAAUAAAUGGAUCUGAUACGUUUCUUCUCGCUGUUGCGUUCUCCUUUUUUUUAGAUGCGUACAUUUUUUCAUCGUACAUUUAUCCAAGGCGGUAAAAUCAUGUAUCCAAUCGCAAAUCACAUCUUCGAUGAGAAGCAGCUGUCACGCUGUAUGUUUUUCUGAUAAAUAGAUCGUUAAAUAGAUUGAC